AUGGAGAGCUGGCUCCUGACUGACUCAGCUGACUGCCAGAGUGCCACUACAUUAGCUGGGGCCUCCUCGCCGAUAUGCAAGCUGGUGGUGGGAGCUGUUAUGAAUGAAAUCCCCAAGAACUCCCCUCCACUUGGCCUGCCUACCCUCAACACUGCAAACACUGAUUCUGAUUUUGAGUGGAGUGGAGCUGGCCUCCCAGACACUGCUGCACCCUCCCAGGCAGUUUCACAGCCUCCCGGACACUGCUGCACCCUCCCUGGCAGUGCCAUAGUCUCCCGGACAGUACCACAGCCUCCCAGACAAUGCCAUAGCCUCCCGCACAGUGCCACAGCCUCCCAGACAGUGCCACAGCCUCCCAGACAAUGCCAUAGCCUCCCACACAGUGCCACAGCCUCCCAGACAGUGCCACAGCCUCCCAGACAAUGCCAUAGCCUGCUGCACAGUGCCAUAGCCUCCCAGACAGUGCCACAGCCUCCCAGACAAUGCCAUAGCCUCCCACACAGUGCCACAGCCUCCCAGACAGUGCCACAGCCUCCCAGACAAUGCCAUAGCCUCCUGCACAGUGCCAUAGCCUCCCAGACAGUGCCACAGCCUCCCAGACAAUGCCAUAGCCUCCCGCACAGUGCCACAGCCUCCCAGACAGUGCCACAGCCUCCCAGACAAUGCCAUAGCCUCCCGCACAGUGCCAUAGCCUCUCAGACAGUGCCACAGCCUCCCAGACAAUGCCAUAGCCUCCGCACAUGCCACAGCCUCCCAGACAGUGUCACAGCCUCCCAGACAAUCCUACACUCUCCCCCAGACAGUGUCACAGCCUCCCAGACAAUCCUACACUCUCCCCCACAGACAGUGUCACAGCCUCCCAGACAAUCCUACACUCUCCCCACCCCAGACAGUGCCACAGCCUCCCAAGCAGCUGGAAGUGACCAGGAAGCAGUGAGAAUUGAAGGCAAUGUUGCUGAGUUGACACAGGGAGAAAAGCACGAGUCACACCACAGAUUCCAGGGCUGGCUCACACUGCGCACACUCACCCUAUAUAAUAUGUGA
Messenger RNA from Portunus trituberculatus (swimming crab), 1044 nucleotides. RefSeq names its product proline-rich receptor-like protein kinase PERK9. The coding region runs from base 1 to 1044 and encodes 347 amino acids. The record is from RefSeq and is a predicted model, not a curated record. The transcript has 6 exons. Lineage: Eukaryota; Metazoa; Arthropoda; Malacostraca; Decapoda; Portunidae.